AUGGUAGACGAAGGCUAUGGGAAAGGCAUCAUGAACUUUACUGAGGAGACUGGAAGCCAAUACGCGGUUGUUGGUCCAACGAUAUCGCCCUCCGAAGCAGACUGGCAGGCCACAUCGUACGCCAUUUCGUCCCAGUGUGCGCCUAUACCUGCUACCGCCUGCGAUAUCCAGGUGAACUCGAAUGUAACUACUGACCUUGGAACAACAAUAGUGCCCUUCGACUGCUCCAUCGCUCGCGGCUCGCCGAUCGAUUUCUCAGGGAGCUUCAUAGGCAACGCAUUCUCAUACAUCUUUUUUGAUUUCCACAAGCACUUAAGCGAAAGCGGGACAUUCACUAGGAGUGAAGGACUCAAAUUUACCCCUAAAAACGAGGAGGAAUUCAUUAUACCAAACAUAACAAAACUGGAGAGUGCUCAGAUGUUCCCAAGCACGUGGAGAUGGACCGCAGCCGCUGCUCUGGAUUUAGACAUCAAUUUGGACGAAUUACCAAGAGACAUGAAUGGCAAGGCCUGGCUGAUGGAGCCCGCGUACAGGAAUUACAUAAUGGUUGUUGCAUGUAACUCAACAGUCUACGAUGUCACAUAUAGUGCUACUGGUGGGGUAAUCAAAAGGUUGGAUGCCCAUGAGAGUAACUCUACCGUGGCGGGUAUCUCAAUUCUUCCCUCUGUCGACUACAUGGGUUUCCUGGGGGACUUAAAAUACAGCGUUUCGCGGUAUAUCAAUCCUCCAGUAUCCUUGGGACAGUGGAUCUCAGGCUUGGAACUUGGAAUGAGCACCCUUUUCGCCCUUCCUUUACUCGUGCAUACGGUGCCGGCAGACAGUAUUCUAGUGCAGACAAGAGCCAGGAAGAUUAUGACUAGAGCGCCUGUCGCUGCUGUCUGGCUGCUGGUUCUGGCAAAUCUGUUCUUCGCCGCUCUUGGAAUUGGCCUCGCCGUCAUGGCUUGGAUGGCAGCAGAUCAGGACGUUCAUCAAGUCAGGACGCGGCUUGGUGUUCCCGGAUUAGCGGCUGCUCUCUUCGAGAGGAACUCCGAGAACCGCAUCGUCAAGUCUGACAAGGAGUUGUACCAAGAGAACGACAAGGAUGGACUGCCGCUUGUCCUUGUUGGAGUUCAGCAUACUGCUACUGGAGGCAUGGCGUGGUCACUUCGCGACAACCAAACUGGCCGUCCAUGUUUGGCGGACGGAGCGAAGAUGUCGACUGCUCAAAUCAGUGAUACCACGCACUCGAUAUCAGAAGAGACGACCAGCACUGAGGAAGUCGCCCGCAGAUCCGACAGCUCCGGUAAUGAGGCUGCUGAACAUCAGCCAAUCUCCGUCGUACCUUCAGAGCCUGGAACUCAAUUCGACGCUGUCAGCCCGAUUGAACAGCCUAAUCACUGGGUGUAA
Alternaria viburni is the source of this 1386-nucleotide messenger RNA. RefSeq lists its product as uncharacterized. The transcript is spliced from 2 exons. The record is from RefSeq and is a predicted model, not a curated record. Lineage: Eukaryota; Fungi; Ascomycota; Dothideomycetes; Pleosporales; Pleosporaceae. Bases 1 to 1386 code for a protein of 461 amino acids.